AUGGCAUUAGAGACAGUGGUUCACCCUCAAGAACAAUAUAAUGGCUAUGUUUGUAAAGAAUUUUAUGGCUAUGAAAUGCAAGAAAGUUAUAUUCUUGACAACAAUUAUGAGUACACUUCAUCUUGUAAUUGUUCAAUGAUGCAAAAUGAAGCGGACCAAGCAUCAAUAAUUGGAGGAGCCAUAAACUUUGUAAAAGAGCUAGAGCAUAAUCUCCAAUUUCUACAAGCUAAAAAAAUAUUAAUUUCUCAUCUCGAAAAAAAUGAUAUAUUAUCAUCAUUACUUUUUGCUGAUUUCUUCUCCUUUCCAAGAUACUCGAAUUGUUCAUGUGAGUCAUCAGUAGCAGUGGAGAAAUCUCGAUCGCUACUGAUGAGUCAUGACAUACAAAUGAACUUAGUAGCGAGUCAUGUCAACCUCAAAAUACUCACAAAGAGAAGACCAAAACAACUCAUGAAGAUAGUAGUUGGCCUUCAAUGCUUGUGGCUAACUAUUCUUCACCUUAAUGUCACUACUAUUCAUAACCAAAUUGUUCUUUGCUCCAUCAGUGCUAAGCUAGAGGAAGGGUGCCAAUUGACAACAAUAGAAGAAAUCUCUCAUGCUGUUAACCAAUUAUUGGGUAGAAUUCAAGAAGAGGAGGCUACUUCAAGUUCAAACUAAUUA
This is a messenger RNA of Solanum pennellii, 657 nucleotides long. RefSeq names its product transcription factor bHLH94-like. The coding region runs from base 1 to 654 and encodes 217 amino acids. Lineage: Eukaryota; Viridiplantae; Streptophyta; Magnoliopsida; Solanales; Solanaceae. Gene Ontology annotation, biological process: regulation of transcription by RNA polymerase II. The transcript has 3 exons. Gene Ontology annotation, molecular function: DNA-binding transcription factor activity, RNA polymerase II-specific; RNA polymerase II cis-regulatory region sequence-specific DNA binding. The record is from RefSeq and is a predicted model, not a curated record.